UCAUGGCGAAGAUGGAUGAAGAACAGGUUGCUAGCAAAGAAUUCAUUCCGCUUUGAAGAGGCCACCAUUGCUGACAUCCAAGCCGCUUUCAAUGACGGCCGGCUCACUUCCUUCAAGCUUGUGGAGUACUACCUAGACCAAAUAAGAACUCUGAACCCACACCUCAAUGCUGUUAUUGAGGUUAACCCAGAUGCACUCGAUGAUGCAGCCAAAGCCGACAUUCAGCGCAACGCCCAAAACCAUCUCAGCCCGCUGCACGGCAUCCCUGUUCUCGUCAAGGACAACAUAAACACCCACGACAAACUCAACACCACCUCAGGAUCCUUCGCUCUUCUCGGCUCCAUCGUGCCCCGAGAUGCUGGUGUCAUCCAACGCCUCCGAAUGGCCGGCGCCAUAAUUCUUGGCAAAGCAAGCAUGAGUGAAUGGGACAAUUUUCGAUCGCUAGGUCCACCCCAGGGGUGGAGUCCACGAGGGGGCCAAGGCCGAAAUCCUUACUCUAUGACAACAAAUCCAUGUGGGACCAGCAGUGGUUCCGCCAUAGCGGUGGCUGCAAACUUGGUGACAGUUUCACUUGCAUCUGAUUUGGUUGGGUCUAUCACCUGCCCUGCAGUGGUAAACUCAGUGGUGGGCAUCAAGCCCACAGUUGGGCUAGCGAGUCGAUCAGGGAUGGUUCCUAUUUCCCCGAGGCUACAAACCAUUGGGCCAAUGGGACGAACGGUGGCAGAUGCAGUGGCACUUUUGGAUGUGAUCGUGGGAUUCGAUCCAUUAGACAGUGAGGCGACGAAUGCUGCGAAGAAAUUUAUUCCGGAAGGUGGAUUCCACGAGUUUUUAAAAAAAGACGGGCUGAAGGGGAAGAGGAUUGGGAUUUUGCGUCACCCUUACUUUGAUAUAUACCCAGUAGGAUCCAUGGAGGCUAUUACAUUUGCUGAGCAUUUUCUAACUAUGAGAUUUAAAGGUGCUAUUUUAGUGGACAAUCUGAAAAUGAGGAAUGCAGAAAUCAUGGAAAAUAUCACUGCUAAUAGUGAAGUUGUUUUGUUAUUGGCGGAGUUCAAGCUUUCACUCAAUGCCUAUCUCAAAGAUCUCGUGUUCUCUCCCGUACGGUCUCUCGCAGAUGUCAUAGCCUUUAAUAAAAACCACUCGAUUGAGGAAAAAAUGGAAGAGUAUGGACAAAUAAUUUUUUUGGCAUCAGAAAAAACAGAUGGGAUAGGUGUAGCAGAGAAUAUAGCUUUAAAACUAAUGACCCAAUUCGCUCAAGAGGGUUUGGAGGAUCUAAUGAAACAGAACAACUUAGAUGCUGUGUUGUUCCCUAACCAUUAUGCUUCAACUUCAAUGGCCCUUGGCGCCUUUCCCAUCAUUAGUGUUCCAGCCGGAUACAAUAGCAAUGGUGAACCCUUUGGUAUCUCUUUUGCUGGAUUGCGUGGUUCAGAUGCCAUAUUGAUUGAAAUAGCCUAUGCCUUUGAGCAUGCUACCCAUGUCAGAAAUCCACCUCAAAUGCAAGUUUGA
Messenger RNA from Phalaenopsis equestris, 1503 nucleotides. Its product is annotated as putative amidase C869.01. The record is from RefSeq and is a predicted model, not a curated record. NCBI's taxonomy places the organism in Eukaryota, Viridiplantae, Streptophyta, Magnoliopsida, Asparagales, Orchidaceae. The coding region runs from base 16 to 1503 and encodes 495 amino acids. The transcript has 4 exons.